This is a messenger RNA of Aspergillus melleus, 420 nucleotides long. RefSeq lists its product as uncharacterized. NCBI's taxonomy places the organism in Eukaryota, Fungi, Ascomycota, Eurotiomycetes, Eurotiales, Aspergillaceae. The transcript is spliced from 2 exons. The coding region runs from base 1 to 420 and encodes 139 amino acids. The record is from RefSeq and is a predicted model, not a curated record.
AUGGCAGCCGCAGCAGUCGGAGAUCUUCCUCGCCAUGAUAUUUUCUUUGAAAAGUUUUCCCAGUCGGAAGUAAUUACUUCCCCAUCUGGCGAGAAGGGAUACGCCUGGAAGCUUACUUCUACCGAACGUGCCCAUAUCGCGGAAAUUCUUGAUGUCGAUGCUUCCCAAGUAACUAUAGAGAGAAAUAUCAUGAGUCAUGAGCGAGAAGAAUGUUGUGGCUGUGGAAAGUAUAUGGGCCUUGAUGAUAUGGUGCACAAUGCCAAAUACGGUAGUGUUCAUAGCUCGUCUUUUAUGCUUGAGGUUCUUCAGAACGGCAACAAGAGCGAGAGCCCUGCGCUUGUUAUUUACUGCUCGCGCUGCACUAUGCAAUACGAAAAUGUCCCAUGGUGGUCCGAGAGUGGUGGUGAUGAGUGGAGAUAA